UUUGGCCUCAUUUUAUGAAGACAUUCGAUCUUAGAGAAAGAGAGAAGAACAUUUUUAGUGUGAGAAGCAUGGGAACUGGAAAGUAGCAGAGAGCUUUUCAGACCAGUCUGUUUCUCUUCUUCUGAGAGAUUCUCUAGAAGACAUGAUGCUACACUCAGCUUCAGCUCUCUGCCUAUUACUCAUCACAGUUUCUUCCAACCUUGCCAUUGCAAUAAGAAAGGAAAAGAGGCCUCCUCAGACACUCUCAAGAGGUUGGGGAGAUGACAUCACUUGGGUACAAACUUAUGAAGAAGGUCUCUUUUAUGCUCAAAAAAGUAAGAAGCCAUUAAUGGUUAUUCAUCACCUGGAGGAUUGUCAAUACUCCCAAGGACUAAAAAGAGUAUUUGCCCAAAAUGAAGAAAUACAAGAAAUGGCUCAGAAUAAGUUCAUCAUGCUAAACCUUAUGCAUGAGACCACUGAUAAGAAUUUAUCACCCGAUGGGCAAUAUGUACCCAGAAUCAUGUUUGUAGACCCUUCUUUAACAGUCAGGGCUGAUAUAACUGGAAGAUACUCUAACAGAUUGUAUACAUAUGAGCCUCAGGACUUACCCCUAUUGAUAGACAACAUGAAGAAAGCAUUAAGACUUAUUCAAACAGAGUUAUAAGGGAUGACGGAAAAAUGCCUUCACUUCAAAGAAGUCAAAUUUCAGGGAGAAAACCUCUGGAACACUGACAAAUGCUAAAUGUGCAAGUAUAGAGAUUUUGUAAUAUUACUCUUUAGUUUUUUUAAUGUGUUUGCAAUAGUCUUAUUACAAUAAAUGUUUUUUUUAAAUCUGAGAAUG
Messenger RNA from Saimiri boliviensis boliviensis (Bolivian squirrel monkey), 820 nucleotides. It is a transcript of the gene AGR3, whose product is annotated as anterior gradient 3, protein disulphide isomerase family member. Gene Ontology annotation, cellular component: endoplasmic reticulum. NCBI's taxonomy places the organism in Eukaryota, Metazoa, Chordata, Mammalia, Primates, Cebidae. The record is from RefSeq and is a predicted model, not a curated record. Gene Ontology annotation, molecular function: dystroglycan binding.